AUGCGGUAAAACCUAGAUCAGGCUGGCUGCCUGCCUGCCUGCCUGGCGAGACCCCUCACCGAAUUAAAGCAGCACCCGUGACCUGACAAUCAGAUUCAGGUUACGUACUUAUUAUAUUAUCAUCACCGACUCUCACCUCCAAGGCUCAUUCAUCCCUCAUCAUUGCUGGUUCUUCGUUCAAUCACCGUCACCUGCACGGCGCUCGGGCGUCGAGGCUGAUCCUAGAGACCUAGACCUACGAGACUCGAUGAAGGAUGACACCCAGCGUCGAAGAUAACGGCGCGGGUCGCGGACGAAGGAGGUCGCAUCACGCCUGUUUGCCUUGCCGUCGCAAAAAGACAAGAUGCCCCGGCGAGAGACCCGCUUGCUCGAGCUGCUCGCGCCUCGGACAGCAAUGCUCCUAUCCGCCCGCGCCAAGACAAGCACGAGGAAGUCAUUCGGAUGAAAGACUGGCGCACUUGGAAGAGAAGCUCGAUCUCCUCCUCAGUGGCAGGCAACGCCGCCCGCCGCAUACCCGCCGCCAUACAUCAGAAAGCAUCCAUCGCGACGCCUCCGACAAGUCACAGUCUGUCACGCCGCCCGCGCGCGAGCAGAGCGAGCCGCUCAACCACUCGUCCGCCAUCACGUUUGAGUCGGACGACUCGAGCUUGCGGCCCAGUCUGUCCGACAUUGCCAUUGGGGUGAGACUCUACUUUCAAUACUGUCACAGACAGCCCAUCUGGUGCUUUGACCGCGAGGAUGUCCAUGACUGCGGCGCCAUACCGGAGGAGCUGGCCUGCAGCAUCCUCGCCCUGACGUCGCGCUUCCUCGACAACCGCAGCCAGCUGCAGUUCCACGGGGAGACGGCAAAGACUCUGAUUAUGCUACGCAUAGCAAAUGGCACGGUAGGCCUCGGAACCGUUGAGAGCUUGUGUCUGUUGUCUUACUCGUCUUUCAUAGAUGGCAACCAUCACCUCGGCCAGUUCCAUCUGGGCCUUGCGUUCCAGAUCUGUCGCUCCGCCAUGCUGGAUCUUGAGUCAUCCUACCGGAUGGACGACCCCUUACAGGAGAGGAAGAAGCGGUGUUUCUGGAGCCUGCAGCUCUUGCAGCAGUGCUACGGCCGCCAGGAUGGAGUACUGAGCCUGCCCAGCGACAUAUGGGGCCCCCUGUACGCGCCGAGCAACGGCGGCAGCACAGAGCUGGAUCCCACCGUGCCACCGCUGCCGCGAGAUGAGCUCGGUUGCGCGGGGCCGCACGAGAACGGCAUAUGGAAUACUGGCGUGCACCUUGCGUGGGUCUGGAGCCAGGUGAGGAAGUAUGUCACAGACUGCGCGCACAACGUCCUGCGCGAGCCCUGGCGGCGCGACUCGCCCUAUGCCAAGGUCAUUUCCGACUUUAUGGAGAUUGAGAACAGGAUACCCGUGUCUCACCGGUACGACACGGCCAAAUUCUACAAGCGAAAGGUCGAGGAGAUCAAGGUCAACCGGGACUACUGGGCGCCGUGGUUGAGAGAGCAGUUCACGUACCACGCCAUCCACACGGUCAUGAACCACCCCUUUAUCUACAUUAUAGGGGCACAGCACAACCCCAACCUGGCGAUACCCAACACCUUCUGGAAGCGGUCGUCCGAGCUGGCGCUGCUGCACGCAACCUGGAUCGUCCGCAUGAUCGACAUGGUGGUGGACAAGCAGGUACCGCUGGCCGAUCCAUUCUUCGGACACGUCGCGGCGAUCGCGGCCACGGUGCAUCUAUACUACUGCUGCGCCGCGGCCGCACGAUUAAAGCACAAGUCGAAUGCCGACUUUUCAAAAUGCAGGAGGUUUCUCAAGAAUUUUAUCCCCUACUCGGCAGCAUGUGCCGGACUGGACAGGAACCUCGACAAGAUGACACGCAUGGCGGUAGGACCAGAGAGCAUGGACGUCGAGGACUGGAUGCCUUCCAAAAUUUACCUCAGCAUCCCCCUCAUGUGGGAGACGCUGCGUUUCACCACGGAACAGGGAUCGCUACCGAACCAGAGCCCAGGCAUACUAGACGGCUCACUGAUCCCCCCCCUGUCUCACGAGGACACGGACGAGGACUCGACCAUUGAGAUUAUCGUCGCCACGUCGCCAGAAAUCAUCAUCAACACGGCCGAGGGCGGGCAAGAGGCGCCCUCCUUCUCGCACCGCGGACCGGGUCAGCCCUCGAGGAGUGCAGGAUGGAACAGCCAGAACACUGUCAACACGGGAAGCAACCAACAGCCCCAACACCUUGGAACGAGCGGCAGUGGCGGCGGCGCCGGGAGCAGCAGCAGCGGCGGUGAAAAGCACGGGGAGCAGAUGGACUUUCUGAGCUUCAACUUUACCCCCUGGCUGUACGCCGACUCGGCGCAGUUUGCCAACAUGGGCGACAUGGGGCUGGCCGACCCGCAGCCUGCGAUGCCCGAGGACAGGGGCUCUGCGUGGUGGCAGGGCGAGAACUUUAGCAAUAUCAUGUUCAAUCAUUUCUGAGGGAGAGCGCGUGUAGAGUAGAAGCGUUGGCAUUUCGGGAGUUUUCCUUCCUGUUGUACAUAUAGACUAGGCUGAAAGGACGCCCCUGGACGAGCAUUGUUCCAAACAUAACCAC
Emericellopsis atlantica is the source of this 2583-nucleotide messenger RNA. RefSeq lists its product as uncharacterized. Gene Ontology annotation, molecular function: DNA binding; zinc ion binding; DNA-binding transcription factor activity, RNA polymerase II-specific. Gene Ontology annotation, biological process: regulation of DNA-templated transcription; DNA-templated transcription. The transcript has 6 exons. Gene Ontology annotation, cellular component: nucleus. The record is from RefSeq and is a predicted model, not a curated record. Bases 255 to 2468 code for a protein of 737 amino acids. Lineage: Eukaryota; Fungi; Ascomycota; Sordariomycetes; Hypocreales; Bionectriaceae.